Molecule: messenger RNA, 1680 nt
Organism: Exaiptasia diaphana
Lineage: Eukaryota; Metazoa; Cnidaria; Anthozoa; Actiniaria; Aiptasiidae
Exons: 1
Coding region: 380-1213 (277 amino acids)
Source: RefSeq, a predicted model, not a curated record
UCAUAGGAUAUGUUUUUGCGGUUGUUCCAUUGUUUUUUUGAAUGAUGGAAAGCUCAAUAUCGUGCGUUAUUGUUGACAUCUUUCUCGUUGAAGACAAACUCAAACUCAGGCACUCUUCACGUAACAUCUUUUACUUCACUUAGUUGCAUAUCUUGACAAAUACUUCAAUUCUAUAGAAAAAGAACAUUAACAUUAUUUUCUAAGUUUUCUUAAAUGGUUUGAUUCGAUGUGUUUUUAUCUUGCGGUAUGUAAUUGAUUUAUGCUGAGUUGUAAAUGUUUACACUUUUAGCUGUAAUUUACUUAUAAUAACUCCUUGGAGUAUACACUGAAGUUACUCUUUUUGUAUGCACUUCCGAAGUGAUACUUGUUAACGAAGUACAUGGUUUUGUCGAAAAAGUACGAGAGUGAUUUAAUUAGUGAAAACGUUGUCAUGAAUCGAAAACAGAUUUUGGAAAAACAACGAGCUCUUGGUAGCAUUUCUCAGAGUAAAACAGGAGACGCCAUUUUGAGGAAAAACAUUUUUGAAAUGCGUGUUUUAAAGACAAAGUUAAGCGACCUUGAAAACGAACAGAAAGUGUGGAAAACCCAUCACAACUACGGCGUAAAGGAAGCCAAGAAAGAGGCUAGAGAGAUGGCUAAAGUAAGGACUUUUCGACAUGUCGCUCAAGUAGCGCUAGCAUCGCAAAGACUAAAGAAUCUCGCUCCAUUAUUCAAUAAAACUCAAGAGGAUCAUAAAGAAGUUGAAGAAGAUCUAGACCUCGAAACGAAUACGCAUGAAAGCGCAGAAACAUUGAACAAAGAGUUGAAACCAUUUCCAAGAAAAGUGCGUCAACCAAACUCAGAAAACGCACCACGUCUGCCUCCAUUGACGCUAAGCCCUCAGGCUCGUCACUUUAGCUUGCCUACCAGUAUCCCAGAGAAGUCAAGCAACUUUCCAAGUCCGCUUAUUGCGCGUCGACGAGUAAACACAUGGACUGGGAAGUCAGUUAUUACCGCUAACAGCAGUACAGCAGCGCGAGAUGUUACAACACCAUUCUCGAGCCCAGUUACGGGAUCAAUGUCACCUAUGUUAGAUAAACGUUUCCUAGGACUCAAAGCAGCGCUCGUUCCCAUGCAUCCAAGCGAAGAAAGCGAAAGCGAAGAAGGUCGACAAGAGGACGAGGAUUCUUCAAGCGACGAUGGAUUUCCCACUUGCGGCUCAAUUUCAUUGUAAUAAUUAUUCUAAUAGUGAAAGAAACGUGUCUUGUGCUGAACUAUGCUUCUCUCGACCGAAAUAUCACAGGCGAAGGAAGAAAAAGCUGGAAGAGCUAUGUUUCACUAACUAGGCGACCAUGCAUCUCAUCCAAUCGACCAUAUUGGCAUAUUGUUCUAUGAUACGGUAUGCCAUAUAUACGCCAAACCGACCAUUAUUGAAUGACAAAAGGUGACAUUGUCCGGUCGUAGUGCAUGCUGGUUUGGCAAUGCAAUUGACUGAGUUCGAAUCCCAAUUAGGGAUCAAAACUCUAACGGGUUGCCUCAGUAUUGUAUAAGAAAUUUUUCCUCCAAAUUUGAUAAGAAAUAUAGGAAUGAGUAGUAUUAGCUGCAUAGUUGGGGCCGGAUUUUUUGUGGGAUUUGUGGAAAAAAUCUGUGUGCUCAUGAAUAUUUGUGGGUUAAUAUAUUCAAUAUUUUUGUGGGCUAUUA